GGGAUUAGGAUCGAUCUCCUUUUCGUACUAGAACAUAAAAAUACUGUUUUCAUUUUUGUACUACUCACUAGUGUACUGCAUCGUUUCUGGAUUUUUUUCAACCGUCAACAUUUUCUGCUUUAAAUUUCGAGUUUCAUUUCUCAUAGCUACGCAUAAUCUCAUCAGCAGAAAUGGGGAGCAGUGAGAUGGAAAUCGAGAGAGCGGAUUUGGAGGAGACGAGAGAAGUAGCGGAGGAUGCGAAGAGGAUUCCUCCAUGGAGAGAUCAGAUCACAGUUCGCGGAAUCGCAGCGAGUUUAUUGAUCGGAAGCAUCUACAGCAUCAUCGUGAUGAAGCUCAACCUCACUACAGGACUCGUUCCCAACCUCAAUGUGUCAGCCGCGCUUCUCGCAUUCGUCUUCAUCUCUACUUGGACUAAGCUUCUCCACAAGGCCGGUUACGUUGCAGCUCCUUUCACCAGACAAGAGAACACCAUUAUCCAGACCUGUGCUGUUGCUUGCUACAGCAUAGCUGUGGGAGGUGGAUUUGGGUCUUAUCUUCUGGGAUUGAAUAAGAGGACGUACGAGCUAGCCGGAGGAGGAGACACGGAGGGGAAUCCAACUGGGAGUUCCAAAGAGCCUGGGCUUGAUUGGAUGAUUGGAUUUCUGUUUGUUGUUAGCUUUGUUGGUUUGUUAGCUUUGGUUCCACUCAGAAAGAUUAUGGUUAUAGAUUACAAAUUACCUUAUCCAAGCGGAACUGCAACUGCUGUUCUUAUCAAUGGAUUCCACACUUCUAAAGGAGAUAAGAUGGCAAAGAAACAGGUUCAAGGGUUUACCAAGUUCUUCACGCUGAGUUUCGUGUGGAGUUUCUUCCAGUGGUUCUAUUCGGGCGGGGAGAGUUGUGGAUUCAUCAACUUCCCGACGUUUGGGUUGAAAGCGUGGAAACAAACGUCGGGUUCCAUCCAAGCACCUUCCUCUUUCUUUCUUGAUUUUGACAAGUUUGCAGCUGAACUGACGCCAUAUAUUGAAUCCUGCAGAUUUAUGUUUGAUUUCAGCAUGACCUACGUAGGAGCAGGAAUGAUCUGCUCCCACCUGGUGAACUUGUCCUUGCUCGUCGGGGCUGUGCUUUCUUGGGGCGUUAUGUGGCCGCUGAUAAGUAACAAGAAAGGGGACUGGUUUCCCGACGACAUCAAGGAGAGUAGUAUGAAGAGUCUAAACGGUUACAAGGUGUUCAUAUCGAUUGCCCUCAUUCUUGGUGAUGGUCUUUACAAUUUUCUCAAGACCCUAUUUUUCACAGCCAGAAGCAUGCAUUCUGCAUUCAACAACAAGAAUAUCAAAACAGGUGGAGAGGCAACUUUUUGUGAUUCUUGGAAUCUCUCGGUAUCUUUUGCUGACAAGAGAACUCUUUCUUUUUUCUCAGAAGACAAGAAUCAAAGCUUAGAUGAUCUUCGUCGGAACGAAGUAUUCAUACGAGACAGCAUUCCCAUUUGGGUGGCAUGUUUGGGGUACACGAUUUUCUCUGUGAUUUCCAUAAUUGUGAUCCCAAUCAUGUUUCCUCAGCUCAAGUGGUACUAUGUGGUGGUGGCCUACGUUCUCGCCCCAUCUUUAAGCUUCUGUAACGCUUAUGGAGCUGGUCUGACUGACAUGAACAUGGCAUAUAACUAUGGCAAAGUGGCUCUCUUCGUGCUUGCUGCAAUGUCAGGGAAGGAGAACGGGGUCGUUGCUGGACUAAUUGGGUGCGGUCUGAUAAAGUCCAUCGUCUCCAUAUCCUCUGACUUGAUGCAUGAUCUUAAGACGGGCCACCUCACCCUAACAUCGCCUAGAUCAAUGCUGAUCAGCCAGGGAAUCGGGACUGCCAUUGGCUGCAUAGUGGCGCCUCUCUCAUUCUUCCUCUUUUACAAAGCCUUUGAUGUGGGGAAUCCAGAUGGGGAAUACAAAGCCCCUUAUGCACUCAUAUAUAGAAACAUGGCCAUUCUCGGAGUUGAGGGUUUCUCCGCCCUGCCUCACCACUGCUUGCAGCUCUGUUAUGGAUUCUUCGCGUUUGCUGUGGCGGCCAACUUGUUGAGAGACACCAUACCAGAGAAGUUGGGGAAAUGGGUUCCUCUCCCUAUGGCAAUGGCGGUACCUUUCCUUGUGGGAGCUUACUUUGCGAUUGAUAUGUGUGUUGGGAGCUUGAUCGUGUAUCUUUGGCAUAGAUUUGAUAGCACAAAGGCCGGCCUCAUGAUCCCGGCCGUCGCAUCGGGUCUAAUUUGUGGGGAUGGAUUGUGGAUUCUCCCUUCCUCCAUUCUUGCCCUAGCCAAGGUCAAUCCUCCAAUCUGCAUGAGCUUCUUUCCCACAAAGACCUCCUGACAAACCAAUGUUAGCAUUAGUCCUAGUAGUAAUAACCCUUACAAUCAUUUUUGUCAGAUAUAUAAAUUAACAUCAAAUCACUGAAAUAAACUCGCAGUUAAUGUAAA
This is a messenger RNA of Salvia splendens (bonfire salvia), 2431 nucleotides long. Its product is annotated as metal-nicotianamine transporter YSL3. NCBI's taxonomy places the organism in Eukaryota, Viridiplantae, Streptophyta, Magnoliopsida, Lamiales, Lamiaceae. Gene Ontology annotation, cellular component: plasma membrane. The coding region runs from base 171 to 2324 and encodes 717 amino acids. Gene Ontology annotation, biological process: seed development; response to iron ion. The transcript has 6 exons. Gene Ontology annotation, molecular function: oligopeptide transmembrane transporter activity; iron-nicotianamine transmembrane transporter activity. The record is from RefSeq and is a predicted model, not a curated record.